This is a messenger RNA of Xiphias gladius (swordfish), 2509 nucleotides long. It is a transcript of the gene creb3l3a, whose product is annotated as cAMP responsive element binding protein 3-like 3a. The transcript is spliced from 10 exons. The coding region runs from base 279 to 1592 and encodes 437 amino acids. Gene Ontology annotation, molecular function: RNA polymerase II cis-regulatory region sequence-specific DNA binding; DNA-binding transcription factor activity, RNA polymerase II-specific. Lineage: Eukaryota; Metazoa; Chordata; Actinopteri; Istiophoriformes; Xiphiidae. Gene Ontology annotation, cellular component: nucleus. Gene Ontology annotation, biological process: regulation of transcription by RNA polymerase II. The record is from RefSeq and is a predicted model, not a curated record.
GAGACUUCUUGUCCUCCAUCUCCAGAUAGACCAGCUUGUGAAGUUCCUUAGUUGUGUACUUCUGGCUACCAAUCAUAUUAUAUCUCUCAUCUUAGCCAAUGGGGGUAAAGCAAACUAGUUGGCUGGGUGUGUUGAGUUGGAGUUUAAACUUUGGACCCGAGAAGAAGAGCUGAGAGAUACAGUGGAGACUCUUUAGGAACGUAGAAAAAGCUACUGGAUAUUUUGGGGGAUCUUUGUUGUCUUUGUUGUCUCUGGUGUGCCACGCAAACAGAGAAAUUAUGGAGCAUUACCCAGAUCAGGGUUGUGAUGGCAUCGAGCUGCUGGACUGGCUGUUUGAUCAAAACGAUGGAAUUCUCCGUCACGAAGAAACACAACACCACGGAAACCAUAACACCUGGCCAAUCCAGGACCCGAAUGUUUUCACCCAGCAGAUGCUGCAGCCGCCCAAACAGGCAGACGAUGACUUCCUCAACGCCCUCCUGAGUGGAAGCGAUUCUGUGUCAGGCUCGCCUCUCUGGUCCCCAUCUCCCAGUGACAGUGGGAUCAGUGAGGACCCUCCCUCAGACCAGAUGGACAGUCCGCAGCGCCCCGAGAGCCCGCCCGGAGACGCUCAGUACUUCAGUAAGAGGCCACAUACAAAGGCAGCCCUGGAAGCCAACGUCUCCAUUGACCUCGAUGGCUGGGAACCCGGCUUCCCAACGGGCAGGACGAGGAUUACACAAUAUCCCUCUGAUGUUCAUAGACCACAGUUCUCCUCUGGCUUCCCGCUAACUGUCAAAGAUCUGCUACUGUCUGGCACACCAGAGCCAGCCCCACAGCCAUCCCAACAGUCUAUUCAAGAGUUGAUUCUCAAUGAAGAUGAGAAGAAGCUCUUAGCAAAGGAGGGGGUGACUCUGCCCAGCCAACUACCUCUGACAAAGUAUGAGGAAAGGAUUCUGAAGAAAAUACGCCGAAAGAUUCGCAAUAAGCAGUCGGCCCAGGAGAGCAGGAAGAAGAAGAAAGAGUAUAUUGAUGGGUUGGAGAGCAGGAUGGCUGCCUGCAGUGCACACAACCAGGAGCUGCAGAGGAAAGUUUCACAGCUAGAGAAAUGCAACAUGUCACUAAUGGAACAGUUGCGCAGGCUACAGGCUCUGGUCAUGAAUACAUCUAACAAGCCAGCACAGACUGGGACAUGUGCACUGGUGCUUCUGCUGUCCUUCUCCCUAAUCCUUUUCCCCAACCUCAAGCCCUUCUCUGACACCAAGGUCAGCCAAGGAGACUUCAGUCCAGUCAGAAUCCAGUCACGGUCCCUGCAUAACCUCCAGGCUUCCCGUGUGCGGCAUGUCAUUGACGCCCCAUUCUCCGCUGAGGAUGAAUCGGAGCCUCUGCACCGGCAUUUCCCAGGAGACCAGGGACUGGAUGAUAUUACCACACUGAUGGGAAAGCUGGAAGUGAACCAAGAGCGGUCAGGUUUGGGAACCAUGUCUCUAAACAGCAGUCAGGAGGAAAGAAUCAGUCAUUUCCAUGUAGACCCAAUAACUGGUCACAUAGCCACUGUGACCCUGGAUCCCCACCGCUCUGCCAAGCUGCGACCACAUGCUGACGACAUGUAAGAGAAAUGAAGAAAUUAUCUCCACGUGAAUUCCCCAAAUUGUCCUCCUGCAAAUGGUAGAGCAGGGAAUUAUCUGGGGCUGCUGUUUACACAGACAGGGAAAUUAAGUUUGAAUCAUUCCUGUUUUGCCUAUAAUAUAUAUUUAGUCUGUAUGCCUUUGAAUGUUUUGUGAUACUGUUUUACUGUAUAACAGCGUAUGGAUUUGAAUCUUACACUGAAAUUGCCUGUCAAGAUAAACUGUUGUCUCCAUGACUUUGAUAAAUUGCCAGUGUAAAUUACUGUGUUUGAGACUGUCAAAAACUGGGUAAAUAGAGCUGUGAUGAUGUGUACAGUUUUGAUUUCAACGGAUAAUUCGUAAAAUGUUAAAACAUUUUGAAACUAUGUUUUCACCGAAGAAUUGAUUGGAACUUUUUAGAUUUACUCAUGGGUAAAACUGCCUCAAAUAAAAGAUGUCAAAACGAGUUCGAGGUGAAGUUUCAGAGCUUUCAUCAUUCAAAAGUGACUCAAAGCACAAGGUGCAAUAUUUACCUCGACAGUGCUGCCUGAACAGAUGUGGUGUCAUAUAAGGAUGUGAUCCAAUGUGUAUACAAGUCAUCUCAGCGCUCACCGUGUCUGGGUCGUCAGUACAGACCACACAGUGAUGAGAUGGAAGCGCUCUUAACCUUGCUGCCACUUCGGGCAGAAUUUUGCCGAACAUUUAAGGUCUGACAUGUUCAGACUGACAAUUUCUGUGGUUCCCCAGACUUAAGUUGUGAUUGAAGCAGCCCCUGUAAAAACUGACUGGUCAUUUUUUCACUGAACAGAAGAAUAACAAAACAAGAGGAAACCACCACUAUGGUUUCACAUUAAAACAAAUUCAUCCCAAAAUAACAAGUCGCCAUAAAAAUAUUGCAUUAUCCCUGACACAUGGUUUUUUAA